GAAUGGAAAACUGGUUUCCGCCUUUGUGCGGCUAGCUGCGCCGGCGAGGUGUCAUUUUUAGUCUACAAUAAACGACGAGACGCGUUGGAUGUGUUGCUGGCGCGGUUUCGAAGAAAACGAGUGAAUGAAUUGUGUAUGAAGCGCGCAACGAACAUAAAACAAAGAAAAAAUUAUUUACGCAAUUUAAUGAAAUUAAAACACAAGAAUUUUUGCUAAUUGGAAAUUUUUAAGAAAUUGUGAAUUUAUAAAAACAAAUUGAAAAAAGUAGCUUUCUGACUUUUAGUUGCUAUCUGAAAGAGCGCACACGCAUAAAUAUCAAAAACAAAAUAAAAAAACGCCAGCAAAUGUGAGCGCGCGCGUCUCAACGCUUAGUAAACAAAAGCGAGCGUCUGUAAAGUGCUUUCUACUCAAAAAAAAAAUAAUAAUAAUAAUAAAUUAACAAAAUUUCAUUAAAAAAUUUGGUGCCAAAACGCCAUAAAAGUAUUUCAAUGAAAAUGGUAAAAAUUGCCAGUAUACCGCCGUCAAACGCGCUCAGUGAUCAUCAAGCGUUAGCGCUCAGCUACAACCAACAUAUACACAGCCAGCAGCAGAAUCAUAACCAAAAUCCCAAUGCGCAGCAAGAAAGCGCUAACCACCACCAGCCACACCAACUGCAGCAUCAACAACACCAGCAGCAGCAGGUGGCGCCUACAACCAUUGCCUCACACACCGCCGCCUACACGCUCGCCGAGUCCGCGCUGCUCUAUAAAAUGGCGCGCACGCCCCACCUCAAGUCCAGUUUCUCCAUCAAUGCAAUUCUGCCUGAAACGCUAGAGGAUCACCAUCAACAGCCGCCAUCGCCACAGCGUUCACCGCAACACCAGCCGCAUCAUCAUCAUCACCACCACCACAACAACAACAACAACCAUCAUCCUCUCCACGCCACCAGUCACCCGCUGCACCAGCACCCAGCGCUGCAACAUCAAUAUGCCAUACACGUGCAACAACAACAAAACUAUCCAUCACCGCAUGAUAUCGAUAAGUACCGACGCAUGCCGCCCGUCGACUUUCAUGCCUGUCACUCACCGCUCGGCUCGGAGGAGCAUGACGCCUCCGAGGUGGAGUCUGAUCUCGAUGUGACCAGCAUGUCACCUCCGCCGCUGACGGAGGGUAGUGAGGUGAGCGCGCAUAGUUUGGAAAAUGGUCAGCGGAAAUAUGCGCGGCGCAAUGGACGUGGCGCGCGGGAGGGCGCGUCGAUAGGCGGUCGUGUCCAGGCAGAGGAGAGCGCCGAUAGCGAUUUAGAGGGCGCGGAUGAGGAUGUAGAGGGUGAGCUGGAUGGCGUCGUCGAUGAGGAGUGCGAAGAGGAGGAUGUGGACUGUGAUGCGGAGGGUGAGGCGGGCGAAGGAAAUGCGGAGGGCGACGCCGCCGAUGCCGAGAAAACAGCGGAUGGCAAGCCGGCGAGCGACAAGAAGGGCAACGAGAAGCCGCCCUAUUCCUACAAUGCGCUCAUCAUGAUGGCCAUACGGCAAAGUUCGGAGAAGCGGUUGACGCUGAACGGCAUAUACGAGUACAUAAUGACCAAUUUCCCCUACUAUCGCGACAAUAAGCAGGGCUGGCAGAAUUCGAUACGCCACAAUCUCAGCUUGAAUAAGUGUUUCGUGAAGGUGCCGCGCCACUACGACGAUCCGGGCAAGGGCAAUUACUGGAUGCUCGAUCCUUCGGCGGAAGACGUGUUCAUUGGCGGCUCCACGGGCAAGCUGCGGCGACGCACCACCGCGGCUUCACGUUCACGCCUAGCCGCCUUCAAACGAUCUCUCAUCGGUCCCAUGUUCCCCGGUCUGGGCUAUGCGCAAUUUGGCCAAUUUUUAUAUCCACAACAAGCCGCCGCCGCUGCCGCUGCGUCCGCUGCUACGGCGCCCAGCCUGCUGGCCAGCAUGUACAACCGCUACAGUCCGUUUAUGCCAAAGAGUCCGGCGGUGGCAGCGGCAGCUUCUGCUGCGGCCAGCCUGCCUAUGUCUAUGCAAUUGGGCGGCGCUCCUAACUCACCCGCCUCCGUUAUGGCCAACUACAGCAGCGGCAUGGAGCGGCUGUUGGGCGCCUGUGGGCCUCAUCAAACACAUCCUGCCGCCGCUGCAGCGGCGACCAGUGAACUUUAUCAACGUUUGCAAUAUCAGCAAUUGUUGCAACAACAUGCGGCCGCGGCGGCCAUAGCUGCACAUCAGCGGCAUCAACAACAUUUGGCUGGUGCUGGUGCGCCAGCGCCUACGCCGCAAUCUGUCGUCGUUCAGCAUCCGCAGCACGGCUCACCACAUUUGCAACACUUGUCGGCGGUGACGCGACAUCAACAGCAGCUGCAAAUAGGCGCCACGCAUGCACAUCUGGGCGCGCAACAGGCCUCACCCGGCCAGCCCAUUUCGCCAGUGACGGUGGUGGCGCGCAACGAUAGCUGAGUGGGCGCCUGGUUUUGCGGCGCGGCAGCAGAGGAGGCUGUAUGUAUAUAGUAUAUUUAAGUAUGUAUAGUUCAUAAAAGCUGUUAGUUAAUAACUAAACAACAACAAAAAAAAACGUAAGAAAAUUUGUAAACUACGCUUAUGACGUUAAGCAGGCAACGCGUGUGACGCUCAGUGAUCUUGAGUUAGGCCGAAAGUCUCAUAGGGGAGCUUUUGAUUGUAUGAAAUUAGCAAAAUAAAAAUAAUAGUAUUAAAUUGAUAGAAAUUUAGUAAUUGAAAACGAAAAAUAUUAUAAAAAUAAAAUACUUAACAACAAAAAAUGCAUUUGAAAGGAAUGUUCGUUAAAUUGCUUAAAGCGAUGCGCUGGGCAUUGAUUACGAAUAUUGACGCGGUUUAUGUUUGAUGAGCAUGCAUGUAUUUGUAUUUAUAUUACAGUUAGCUAGUAUCGAAUAUGAAAUCUUUCGAAAAAAUC
Messenger RNA from Rhagoletis pomonella (apple maggot), 2901 nucleotides. Its product is annotated as fork head domain transcription factor slp2-like. Gene Ontology annotation, molecular function: sequence-specific double-stranded DNA binding; DNA-binding transcription factor activity. NCBI's taxonomy places the organism in Eukaryota, Metazoa, Arthropoda, Insecta, Diptera, Tephritidae. Gene Ontology annotation, cellular component: nucleus. The transcript has a single exon. The record is from RefSeq and is a predicted model, not a curated record. The coding region runs from base 489 to 2429 and encodes 646 amino acids. Gene Ontology annotation, biological process: regulation of transcription by RNA polymerase II.